UGCCAAUAUAUUGUUUUUGAAAUUGAAGAAACAAUGGAGCAAGGGAUCAUGGGAAUUGUUAUUUUGUAUGUCUAACAAAGCACAUGGAAUAAAGAAACUGCCCUAAACACAUCUAGUGAACCCUGAUUUUUUUGGUCUUUUUGGGCUGGCAUCUGAAUUGCAAAGGAGCUGCAUUUAUGUUUGUUUGGAUAGUGGAUUAUUGUUUCAGAUUUUUUAUUUUAGAUGUGACUUGAAGAACACUUGCUCAUCUCUACUUUGUUAUAGCUUUGUUAUAGCUUUGUUAUAGCUGUUAUAGCUGGUUGUUAUAGCUUUUGUCACCAUGUGGAAUUUUACUAUCCGAAGAAUUGCCUCUUUGUUGAUUUUUUUCUGCGCUUCAUUUCUUAUUUUUUUGGCCGUGUCACAGUUCCCUGUACUUGAUGAGAUUCUAAUUUUUAAAAGAAGCUCAUCUGCCAGUGAAACUUCCCAUUUGGAAGAGCCAGUCAUUUUAGCAUAUGCUGGUUAUGCAACAGAGAAUGAGGACAAUUUGAUGAUGAAAUUGUCAAAUCCUUCAGCUCCUGAAUUAUUCCCAACUCCAAGACGACCAAGGAAGGGAGUGUCCGACGACACUUUUGUCACCCCUGGAAUUACCAAGAAGGAAUUCAGAGACAGGAGACACAAACUUCUAAGUUUACUCUCCAAGACACAUUUUGGUGAAACUCACGAUAAGCAUUUGGUGAUUAUUCCAAGCAAUCCAACAAAAUACAUGACUACAGAUGUGCCAUAUCCAUUCAGACAGAACACAGACUUUCUGUACUUAACUGGUUUUCAAGAACCAGAUGCUGUUUUAGUAUUACAAACCUUAGAAGGCCAGUCAUUGCCAGCACAUAAGAGUACCUUGUUCAUUCAACCACCUGACCCCAAAAGGGAGUUGUGGGAAGGUAAACGGCCUGGAACAAAGGAUGCUAUUCUAUUCUUUGGAUUUGAUGAGUCAUACUCUAUCAGAAAUUUAGCUCCUGUUCUUAUUGACAGGUAUGCUGGAAGGGACUUCUGUGUGUGGUAUGAUUCCUUACGUCCUACCCACCCUGUGAUCCAUGAUGAAAUUUCCAAGAUUCUAUUCCGCACAGAGAAGUUCAGUUAUAAAAACUUGUUAGCUCUGGGUCACAAUGUUCACAUGCUGAGACUGAUUAAAUCUGAAGCAGAAAUUAAACUUCUAAGGCAAUCAGCCUCACUGACAGCUCAGGCCAUUACAAAGGUAAUGAAAAGUACCCGUCCAGGACUGGAGGAAUCUCAUCUUCAUACCAUCCUUCAAUAUGAAUGUCGUAUGAGUGGGGCUGAGCGGCUGGCAUACCCCCCUGUGGUGGCCAGUGGUCCAAUGGCCAACACCCUUCACUACAUUAAUAACACACAGGUUUUAAGAGACGGAGAGCUGGUCCUUAUGGAUGCGGGAAGUGAAUACCAUGGUUACGCCAGCGAUAUCACCAGGACUUGGCCGGUCAGCGGUAAAUUUAGUAAGCCGCAGAAAGAACUCUAUGAAAUGGUACUUAGAGUGCACAAGAAAUGCUUACAACUUUGUCAAAAGACGGUUUCUCUUGACUAUCUUCAUCAUGCCAUGUUGCUACUCCUCGGAGAAGAACUCAUUGGUCUCAAUUUUAUUUCGAAGAACCUGACCGAAAGUCAGCUUAAAAAGGCUGCCGCUGAAUUUUGCCCUCAUCACGUGGGCCACUAUCUGGGUAUGGACACCCACGACACGCACAUGGUUAGCAGAGGCCUGGGACUACAUCCCGGUAUGGUGAUAACAAUUGAGCCUGGGAUUUACAUCUCUGCGGAUAACACCAAAGUACCAGAAAGGUACCGAGGGAUAGGAAUAAGAAUUGAGGACGAUGUACUGAUUACUGAGAGGGGACCUGAAGUUCUUACGGCGGAAUGCCCAAAGGAGAUUGAAGACAUCGAAAGACUCAUGAACAACACAGAAAUUGCGAGACUAUAAACACAUUGAAAAUUAGCUUCGUUUAUCUAUGACAAAUUACGCUACCCGCAAGUUUUUGUUACUGGUGAAACCUCUUUUUGAAGAUCGCACCAAAGUGUUUGCGAUUUAAGAGUUGUUGUUUGCUUCGUUUGCUGGUUGGAUUCUUCGCGAAUGUCAGACAUUUUUUAUCUUCAUAGUUUUAUGCCACUUGGCAUGUUUACCAUCCUUUGUGCACAUAUUUCUGCUAGUUGGCCGCGAGGAUUGAAGUGACAAAAUCGCGACGAUGUGUGCGAAGAUAUUUGAAAAGUUG
Messenger RNA from Stylophora pistillata, 2255 nucleotides. RefSeq names its product xaa-Pro aminopeptidase 3. NCBI's taxonomy places the organism in Eukaryota, Metazoa, Cnidaria, Anthozoa, Scleractinia, Pocilloporidae. The record is from RefSeq and is a predicted model, not a curated record. Gene Ontology annotation, cellular component: mitochondrion. Gene Ontology annotation, biological process: proteolysis. Gene Ontology annotation, molecular function: metalloaminopeptidase activity; manganese ion binding.